CGUGGCUUAACGCGGUUAGUUUCGUUAACUCACGCGAAAUAAAUGUUUAUUGAGUCCCACUGAUUUAUCACCCACGGCACGUGAUCGUGAUAAUACCGCGCUCGGUUAAUAAUACGAUAUUUUUGCUAACUACGAGGUGGAACUUUAGAUUUGUAUUUUUUUUUCUGACGUUAGCGUAAAUUGGCCGCAAUGGCGGAGGGAACCGCGACCGCUGCUGGAGCUGGGCCCGAUGUAAACACAGCUGGGAACCCGACAGAAGUCGCCAUGGCGUAUUUACAGGACGAGACACACUGGUUGUGUUUCACCCAGAAGACUGAAGCAGACAUCGCUAACCUGAACCUGGGAGAGCUGGACAUCACUACGGACGAGUUUAUCCUGGAUGAAGUGGACAUUCACAUUCAGGCCAACCUGGAAGACGACCUGGUGAAGGAAGCGCUCAAAACAGGUGUCGACCUCCGUCAGUACUCCAAACAGGUGGAGGCAGAGCUGCAGAGGAUUGAACAAGCCUCCAUCAAAGACUACAUCAAAGAGAGUCAGAACAUCGCCCUGCUGCACAACCAGAUCACUGCCUGUGACUCCAUCCUGGAGCGUAUGGAGGGCAUGCUGAGCGGCUUCCAGAGCGACCUGUCCUCCAUCAGCAGUGAGAUCCAGACCCUGCAGCAGCAGUCGGUCAGCAUGAACGUGCGGCUGAAGAACCGGCAGGCCGUGCGCAGCCACCUCAGCCAGCUGGUGGAUGAGCUGGUGGUGCCCGGGGCCAUGAUCUCCACCAUCCUGGACAGUCCUGUGACGGAGCAGGAGUUUCUGGAGCAGCUCCACGAGCUCAACACUAAGAUCAACUUUGCCAAAGAGCUGAGCUUCAGAGAGACGCUGGCUUGCUCCGACAUCCAGGACAUCGUGGACCGCCUCAAACUCAAGGCCGUGUCAAAGAUCAGAGAGUUCAUUCUUCAGAAGAUUUACUCCUUCAGGAAACCGAUGACCAACUACCAGAUCCCACAGAACACUCUGCUGAAGUACCGGUUCUUCUACCAGUUCCUUCUGGCCAAUGAGAGAACGGUCGCCAAGGAGAUCCGAGACGAGUACGUGGACACCAUGAGCAAGAUUUACUACAGUUACUUCAAGUCGUACAGCGGCAGGCUGCUCAAAGUGCAGUACGAGGAGGUGGCAGACAAAGACGACCUGAUGGGAGUCGAGGACACAGCCAAGAAAGGUUUCUUCUCCAAACCGUCUCUGAAGAGCAGGAACACCAUCUUCACUCUGGGCCAGAGGGGGGCCAUCCUGAGCCCGGCCGAGCUGGAGGGGCCCAUCCUGGUCCCGCACACGGCUCAGAGAGGAGACAGCAGGUAUCCCUAUGAGACGCUGUUUCGCAGCCAGCACUACGCUCUGCUCGACAACGGCUGCAGAGAAUACCUCUUCCUGUCUGACUUCUUCAUGGUGGCUGGAAACUCCGCCCUCGACCUCUUCAACAGCAUCAUGGGAAAGACUCUCAGCAUGUUCCUGAAGAGCAUGUCCACCUACGUGUCCGACUGCUACGACAGCAUCGCCGUCUUCCUCUGCAUCCACAUCAUCCUCCGGUUCAGAGCCAUCACGGCCAAGAGGAACAUCCCAGCUCUCGACAAGUACUGGGAGGCGGUGCUGGAGCUGCUGUGGCCGAGGUUUGAGCUCAUUCUGGAGAUGAACAUCAGCAGCAUCAGAAACACAGACCCUCAGAAACUGGGAGUACUGGACACCAGACCACACUACAUCACUCGCCGUUACGCAGAGUUCUCCUCAGCCAUCGUCAGCAUCAACCAGACGUUCCCCAACGAGAGGACCAACGCUCUGCUGGGACAGCUGCAGAUUGAGGUUGAAAACUUCGUGCUGAAGAUGGCGGCAGAGUUCCCGUCGAGGAGAGAUCAGCUCAUCUUCCUCAUCAACAACUACGACAUGAUGCUCAGCGUCCUCAUGGAGAGGGCAGCAGACGACAGUAAAGAGGUGGAAGGCUUCCAGCAGCUGCUGCUGGCCAGAACUCAGGAGUUCAUCGAGGAGAUUCUCUCUCCGCCGUUCGGAGGGAUGAUCGCCUUUGUGAAGGAGGCCGAGGCGCUGAUGGAGAAAGGGCAGCUGGACCGGCUGAAGAACGACGAAGGUGAGAAAAUUCAGCUGGUUCGGGGGUUUUCCAGCACAUGGAAACAGUCGGUGGAGGCGAUGAGUCAGGACGUCAUGAGGUCCUUCACCAACUUCAAAAAUGGAACCAGCAUCAUCCAGGGCGCCCUGACGCAGCUCAUCCAGUACUACCACGGCUUCCACAAAGUCCUGAACCAGCCCACGUUCCGCAGCCUGGCCGUCCGCUCCGAGCUCAUCAACCUCCACCACCUCAUGGUGGAGGUCAAGAAGCACAAACCCAACUUCUAACGGGACGCCUUCGUCGGGGUCGGGGGUCAGAGAGCCGGCGAACGCACCGACGCUCCUGCGGGUGGAGGUGACGGUUCUCUGCAGCCGACCGCUGCUUCGUCUUCUUUUCUGUGAAGUUUGGAGAGUGUUAAAGACUUUUGUCUCCAGAUGAAGGAGCCGUGUCGAAGGUCAGCGGAGGAGAGUGAAUUUUAAUUCCAUGACUUUAAAAACUGUGAAGAAGCCAGUGAACCACGGACGCUCGGCCACGUUGCCCCUGUCAGGGAAACGUUUGGCCCUCCUGGCUCUACAGUGACUGUGGGGGUGUGCAGGGUUCUUUGGCUUCUGUUACAGCAAAACUUCCAAUUAAAUGCUAAUUCAACCCAAUGUAAAUGAAUGUCUAAUCACAUUGAAUGAAGAAUAAAAUGAUGAUCCCCGAUAGACGCGA
This is a messenger RNA of Haplochromis burtoni (Burton's mouthbrooder), 2812 nucleotides long. It is a transcript of the gene vps52, whose product is annotated as VPS52 subunit of GARP complex. The transcript is spliced from 20 exons. Lineage: Eukaryota; Metazoa; Chordata; Actinopteri; Cichliformes; Cichlidae. The record is from RefSeq and is a predicted model, not a curated record. The coding region runs from base 190 to 2388 and encodes 732 amino acids. Gene Ontology annotation, molecular function: syntaxin binding. Gene Ontology annotation, biological process: retrograde transport, endosome to Golgi; lysosomal transport; endocytic recycling. Gene Ontology annotation, cellular component: GARP complex.